AUGCAGCGUUCUACCCUUCUUGCACUGGUCUUUCGCAUUGGACUUGCGCUCAUGACGCGUACGUUCUUCCAGCCCGACGAAUUCUUCCAGUCUCUUGAAGUCGCGCAUCGUCUUGUCUUCGGUUAUGGUCACCUCACCUGGGAAUGGUUGUCUCCAAACCCCAUUCGCGGCAUCAUUUAUCCAGCGUUGAACGUACCCAUCUACUGGGGCUUGAAACUGCUGCACCUUGACCAUACUGAUCUACUGAUAUGGGCACCUAAGGUGCUCCACGGCGCCCUGGCUGCAUGCACAGAUAUAUGGCUCUGCGAGCUCGCAAGGCGGGUGGCGGGUGAGAGAUAUGUGUUCACUGCACUCUAUCUCUCACUGACGUCUGUGUUUCAUGGAUUGUCACUCUCGAGAUCGAUGUCCAAUUCCCUUGAGACGUCCUUGACAACCAUCGCAUUGUGCUUCUUCCCGUGGGACGCGUCCCAAGACAUCAAAAUAAAUGCUUACAUUCUCGUCAGGGACGAAAUUCGUAAAAUGCUCUUCUUCGCGGCGCUCGCGUGUGUUGUAAGACCGACAAAUGCACUCUUAUGGGUGUACAUGAUGAGUGCAUUAUUGUGGCGACUGCGUCGGCAUCCAAAUCACUUGACAUCGCUCACGGCUAUAUGCUACAGAUCGGUAACUCUGCUCUCGACGGUCGCACUAGACUCUGCAUACUACGGCGCCUUGACCCUCACACCAUUGAAUUUUCUCCGCACCAACCUCUCGUCCGUGUCCCUGUUCUAUGGGUCUAGUCCCUGGCAUUACUACAUCUCACAAGCUCUACCUAUCCUGUGUUCGAUGGCGUUGCCUUAUGUGCUGCAAGGUGCCUGGCAGGCAGCACACACGACUGGUCUAGCCUCAAAGACGAUGCUGUCGCUCGUCGUCUGGACCAUCGGGGUCUAUUCCCUGGCAGGGCACAAAGAAUGGCGCUUCAUACAUCCAUUACUACCUCUGAUGCACGUUCUUGCGGCAAAAGCGAUCGUAGACACAAAUCCGACUCGUCGUGGUUCAUCGAUCUUCAGCAAAUACUACCGGCAAGUAGUCCUGCUUGGUCUCCCGGCAAUAGUAUACGUCUCGGUCUUCCAUUCUCGGGCUCAGAUUGACGUUAUGCACUAUCUGCGACGUCUUCCCUCGGAAGAAGCGCACUCUGUCGGCUUCCUCGUUCCUUGCCAUUCCACGCCUUGGCAAGCGUAUUUGCAUAGACCGGACCUGGCCGAUCCCGGGCGACUCUGGGCCUUGGGCUGCGAGCCGCCUCUAUCAGGGCAGGACGUAACUGUGUAUCAGGACCAGACCGACGUAUUCUACGCCUCGCCGGCAAAUUACCUUCAAACACACUUCCCGCGUGACGUAGACCCCGCGUUCCCCCCUUCGGAGAUGCCCUGUACCGUACCCGGGGCGCCAACCUUACCGGGUCUGGAAUGGCGCCAUGAGUGGCCACAGAAUCUGGUAGUCUUUGGUGCCCUGUUGGAUGACGCUGAGGUGCGCGGCAUUUUGGAAGAGAAGGAAUACCGUGAGGUCUGGAAGAGCGAGUCGGGGUGGGAGGGUGAUCGGAGGAGACAGGGAGGGGUCCGGGUUUGGCGAGUGCGGCCUGUCGAGCUAGAGUGAUGAUGAUGCCCGCUUGCAGUUUUAACGUUGCGCUCGCACCCGGCUUUUGCUUGCCUCGUACAUAGCCUAUGAACGCCGUGGUAUAUAUGCCUCGAGACCGCUAAAUAGACAGGUCAAGUAGCUCUCCGCUA
Postia placenta MAD-698-R-SB12 is the source of this 1760-nucleotide messenger RNA. Its product is annotated as glycosyltransferase family 22 protein. Lineage: Eukaryota; Fungi; Basidiomycota; Agaricomycetes; Polyporales; Adustoporiaceae. Gene Ontology annotation, cellular component: endoplasmic reticulum membrane. The transcript has 6 exons. Gene Ontology annotation, molecular function: alpha-1,2-mannosyltransferase activity. The coding region runs from base 1 to 1629 and encodes 542 amino acids. Gene Ontology annotation, biological process: GPI anchor biosynthetic process. The record is from RefSeq and is a predicted model, not a curated record.